UAGUAACAUAAAACGGAAAAUUGAUACAAAGAAACAAUAGCAUUUUUCCUACGAAGAUAAGUAUACAUUUCAGCUGGAUGCAAGUCUUGUCGGAUACAGCAUAAGGAUAUACAUGUAUCUGGAGAUACCAUAGUGCACUAUUUUCUAAUUUGAUAUACAGACAAAACAAUAAGAAAUAAUGGUAUACAGACGGAAACAGGAUGAUGUUUUUAAAAUCAAAUCGCCGGCUGCAGCACUUUCGAAAAUCUUGCCAGUCCGAGUUCAACAUGUCCAAUGUGACAUGAAAAGCAAAAAGGUUGAGAUGCUGAAAAGGUCAGAACAUGAACAUCUGCGAGAAAUUUUUGCAAAGUAUGCAAGUGGUACAACCAGCAGUGGAGAAAAAUUUAUGACAUACUCAGACUUAAUACAGAAAUAUCUACAGCUUCUUGAAAUUGAUAAUUAUGAUGAAUACACAUUAUCGUUGUUUGGUUCCAGUGUUGAUACCAGUAGGGAUAACAUGAUCUCGUAUACUGAGUUCCAGGCGUUUGAAGCACUGCUCUGUUUACCUGAUGCCAUGUAUGCUCUAGCCUUCCAGAUCUUUGACAGGAAUGGUAAUGGCUAUAUAACUGGAGAUGAAUUUCAAGAUAUUAUUAACCACACAACCUUGAAUCGUGAAAUUCCUUUUGAUUUUAAUUGUGAUUUUAUAAAGCUACACUUUGGAAAAGAUAAGGACAGGAAAGUAACUUACAGUGAAUUUACACAGUUAAUACAUGAUUUCCACGAAGAACAUGCACUCCAGGCAUUUCGAAAAUUUGACAAAAAAAAUACUGGUAGCAUUAGUGCCAAAGAUUUUGAAUAUUUGAUGGUUUCAUUGAAGAGUUUUUUGUUGUCUGAAUUUGUGAAAGACAACCUUGUUACAGUAACUGUUGGAGGGGGUGGACACCGACACGUCAGCUAUGCCUAUUUUUCAGCUUUUGUCUCAUUGCUAAAUAAUAUGGAAUUGGUAAAGAAGUUAUACCUUGCCAUAACUAGAGGGAACAGAAAUGUUGAGGUCACAAAAGAGGAAAUGUUGUACCAAGCUCAAGAAUUUGCACAGAUUACGCCAUUAGAAAUAGAUAUUUUAUGUCAACUUGUUGGUAUACAACACCAAACUGGUCGAAUAAAUUUUGAAGAUUUAGAGGUAAUAUCACCAAUUGAAGGACGAGAGACACCAUUUACUCUUCAGAUGCAGAUUGCUGAGGAAAAACUACGGUUUGAACAAGGAGCAGAAAGAACUCCACUACUGAGUGUUUUGGAAUCUGGGUACAGAUUUUUUCUUGGCUCUAUAGCUGGAGCUACCGGUGCUACUACUGUGUAUCCAAUUGAUCUUGUCAAAACCAGACUUCAGAAUCAGAGAUCAGCAAUGGUGGGAGAAUUGAUGUACAAAAAUAGCUGGGAUUGUUUUAAUAAAGUGUUACGACAUGAAGGUGCUAGAGGUCUUUACCGUGGCCUGGGACCACAACUAGUAGGAGUAUGUCCUGAAAAGGCUAUUAAAUUGACUAUGAAUGAUUUUAUGAGAGACCAGUUGAUGAAUAAGGAUGGCUCUCUGCCUCUUUGGGCUGAAAUGGUUGCUGGUGGAACGGCAGGUGCUUCACAAGUUAUGUUUACAAAUCCUUUAGAAAUUGUUAAGAUUCGUCUGCAAGUUGCAGGAGAAAUAGUGGGAGGUGCUAGAGUUAGUGCUUUUACAGUAAUAAAAGAGCUUGGACUAAUGGGACUUUACAAGGGUUCCAGAGCAUGUUUCCUUAGGGACAUACCCUUUUCAGCUAUUUAUUUCCCUGCUUAUGCUCAUGUCAAGAAAAUGUUGGCUGAUGAAAAUGGUUAUAAUCAUCCUGGAACUCUUUUACUGGCAGCUACUAUUGCAGGUAUGCCAGCAGCAGCUAUUCCAACCCCAGCUGAUGUUAUUAAAACCAGGUUACAGGUAGCAUCUAGAAAAGGUCAAACAACAUACAGAGGCUUAAUGCACUGUGCUCAAACUAUACUUAGGGAGGAAGGAUUCUCAGCUUUCUGGAAAGGAACACCAGCUCGAGUGUUACGGUCGUCGCCUCAAUUUGGUGUGACAUUGCUAACAUAUGAAUUAUUACAGAGAACAUUUAGAAUUGAUUUUGGAGGAAGGAGACCUGAAGGAUCUGAAGCUAGUGCAACGAAAAUUGAAGAACAAUUAUCUCGAAAUCCAGAUCAUAUAGGUGGUUAUAGACUUGCAAAGGCAACUUUUGCAGGAAUGGAGGCCAAGUUUGGACUUAUGUUGCCAAAGUUUAACAAGAGUGUGGGUUAAUAUUCCUGAAACCUAGUUUUGUUAUAAAGAAUUUUUAAAUUAUAGACAGUUGGCGAUUUGUUAUAUAUUUAUUGUUUUGUUUUUUUAAACUGGACAAUAAUUUCAUCAAUGUUAAUGGCUGUGCCAAUAUCAUGAUGAAUUCAGACAUAAUUGUUCACAUUUGUAAGAAAUGGCUGUUAUAGUGGAAGACAAAAUAGUCAGCUAUGGUGAAAAAUAAAGACGUGUUUUUAACUUUGAAUUUAUAAAGUUGAUUUUAGCUGGCCAACAGGAAUUUAACCUAUUACCAUCACUUAGAAAGUGCCUGUUGAACACUAACUGUUUUGAAAUCUAUGUUUUAAGCCUUCUGGACAGUUUUUUAGGUUGUUUAGAAUGACCCUUUAGUCAUUUUUAUUGUAGUUAGAUUCAAAGGUACGAAAGAGUUAAAUAAGAGAUUGUACUUCUUUGCUGUAUAAGAAUCUAGAAUUUUUAAAAUACUCAAGAUCUCAAAUGAAGGAUUUUUUUAAAAUGAUAAGAUGAACCUGUUGACAAUAAAUAGGGAUAAACUACUGCAAGUUAUUUAGAUCCUAAAUAAUUAUACUUAGAAAGGUUUUGAUUAUAAUUAGCAAAUUGAUAAUACCUCAUUUUAAAAUUAAUCUUUCAUGCAAAACAAUAAUUUGACCUCAUUUAGGUAUGUAUGCAUGCAACCUUUAGUUUGACCCUUAGUUGGAAGGAUUUUUACACAUGUGCUUAGCAUGUCUAGUGAUUGAAACAAAUAUCAGCUGUGAAAGUAAAACUAGGGAACGGAAGCAACUGGAAAACUAAUAUCUUUGAUUGAUUCAACCCUAAAAAAUAAGUCUUAUUCAGGUUAUAAGUAAAUGGUUUAAUUUUUGUAUAUUUGAAAUCAGAAUAAAUGGGACUGAGAAAGUAACAACUUUUUGAAUUUACAGUUUAAUUUCAGAGUUUGUUGAGUUUUAUUAAUGUGUUUACCUGUCUAUAAGUAUUUUAUGUUUACCUGCCUAAUUCUAUUUGUAAUUAUAAAAUGGUCAUAGGCCAGAUAACAGAUUAAAUCAAAGGUACUGUGUCUCAAGCAAUCUGAGAACUAAAUUUUUCAGACUUGUUUCCAAAGCCUCAGGUUUAUAUAUUCAAGUUUUCAUAUUUUUUCAGUUUCCUAAACUUCUUUGCCUUUUACUGUUACUGUGAAAGUACUUUAAUUCCUGGGUAUCAAUUUUCGUGGUUUGAGCAACAUUUACAUGUUUGUGGGUUUUUAAAUUCAUGGAUUUUAGUUUUUAUAAAAAAAAUUACAAAAUAUAAGCCAUGAGAAACAAAGGUUACAAAAUGGCUUGAUUGAAGGAAAUUACAAAGUAAACAUUGACCUGUGUAAAUUGUAGUGACCAUAUAUAUUGAAGUGAUCACACUAAUUAACCCUAGUUAGACAUGUUAGAGUGCUCAAUAGAUUAAAUACCAUCAAAGGUGUUAAUUAGGCCAUACACAUGUCACCUAACGAAAACAGUAACAUGAACAAAUGCUUUAAACGUAUUUUGAAUUGAAAAAUCAUUCUUAUCAAAAGCAGCCCAGCAUGAAAUUUUUAUUUCCCAUACGUACGCGAAUUAUGAGGAUAUAAAAUGAACACUUUAUCAUAGCAUAUCAAAACCGGAAAUCUGACUUCCAUUGAUCAAAUUGUUUUUCCAUUACGAGAAUCUGGGACUAUUAUACUAACUAUUUAGUAUAAUAGUCCCAGUGAGAAUUAAAAAACAAAAAUUGUACAGUUUGGGUUUUUAAAGAUUAAAUGGGUAUAAUUCUGCCUGCAGUUGUAGUUCAUAGUGCGUCUUUCCUGUAACUACUAUUAUAGUAUUCUGCGAUUUGGUAAUAUUCAUUGUAUUCUCUAGUUCUUAUCAAUUCUGCAUGGAGAUCUUUCCAUGUCUUGACUUUAACAACGGUUGUUUUAUUUCGUUGGACACUUAAAUUCUUGGAUACAGGAAUCACGAAAACCAUGAAAAUUGGUUCCCCACGAAUAAAAGUAAUUUCACAGUAUCAUAAGAAAUGGUGGUCUGAAGGUCUGUAGAAAAGUCCGUCCAUAAUGCCAUCUCUUACAUGUAUAUCUAACCAGUGUUGUUAUGCAGGAAUUAAUUAUAGGCCGUUUGGUACAAGGACAGUUAUUGUACUUUGAUUUUUGUUGUCAACAAAUUUAGUCCCUAGUGUGGACUCUGUAUAACUUGCAAAUUUUAUCAAACACUUUCCAGAUUAUUUCUUUAUAUUUUAUGCAUGAAAUAUUAUUAAAGAAAGGGGAUGAAAUAACAUGUAAACAAAUUUUUUUGUGAUGAACUUUUAUGAAAAGUAUUGAAGUAGGGGUCCAGUUAAAAAGAUAAAAAAAAAAUAGUAUGUCGGUAGAUAUCAACCUGAAUUAUAGACCCCCUUAAGAUAGAAUUAUUCAUAUGUUGAGUUAGAGCUAGUAUACUUUUCUAUAAUGUGUCUUAUUAUUUGUCCCAAAAGUGGUACCUAAGCUGUAAGAAUCUUUUUUUGAGAAAGAGCAUGUGCAAUUUUUUUAAUUUAUUUUUUUUUGUCCAAAAGAAAUGCACUUUGAAAUGCCAUUUUUUCUUCAAAUAUAAUUUAAUUUUAUCCUUAAAAAAGAGGUUAAACAUAGAGAAAUUUAUUUAUGAAAUAAUUGUUAAAUCUAGGGUAUUACAGAUAUCAGUUUAUUAAGUUUAUCAGUGAAAUUUAUUUUUGUUUUGAUUGUUGCCUUAUUGUUUAUACCUCCACUUUUAGUACGGGCUUGUACUUACAGUAUUAUGGGCUAUAUUGCAAUUCAUCUAUUUUUUUGUCACAGUUUUCCAGAAUAAUUGUAUAUUUGGUCAGCAGGUUAACAGUGAUGACUUGUUACUUGUGUAAACCUGUUGUAUCUGUCAUUAGACUUACCUCCUGUUCCCCAAUACUUUGAAUUUUUGGAUGUUGAAUAAAAACAAUAUUUUUACAUAGUUGGAAGUUUGAUGGUGAUGAGCUGUAAAGUGUGAUUGCUUUUCUGAUUUGUCAGUCAACUUAGAACUACUUACUUUUUUCUGAUACUUUUAUUACCAGUAAGGCAAAUUGUGUGCAACUUCUUGUUUUGUUUUAAAGAAUUUUCCGAAAUUUUUUGUUGUUAUUAUCUCUUUGUCAAAUCACAUACUACAACAAUGUGUGCAAGUUCUUGUUUUAUUUUAAAGAAUUCUUUAUCAAUUGUUUUGUUGUUUUUAUCUAUUUGUCAAAACACAUACUAAUGGUUUCUUAAUAAAAACAAAAACCUAAUUAAA
Molecule: messenger RNA, 5553 nt
Organism: Mytilus trossulus (common blue mussel)
Lineage: Eukaryota; Metazoa; Mollusca; Bivalvia; Mytilida; Mytilidae
Product: electrogenic aspartate/glutamate antiporter SLC25A13, mitochondrial-like
Exons: 18
Coding region: 179-2290 (703 amino acids)
Biological process (GO): malate-aspartate shuttle; L-glutamate transmembrane transport; aspartate transmembrane transport
Molecular function (GO): L-glutamate transmembrane transporter activity; calcium ion binding; L-aspartate transmembrane transporter activity
Source: RefSeq, a predicted model, not a curated record